AUGAGCGAGGCGGGCGAGGCCACCACCUGCGACACCACGCUCCCGCAGGCCGCUGACCCUGCGCCUAAGAGCCCUGCGGCCAGCGGCACGCCCCAGGCCCCGGCGCCAGCUGCGCCCCUCGCGGGGAGCCCUGGCAGAGACGCAGCCCCCAGACCCGCCCCGGCCUCUUCAGCUCCCGUGGGCAGCGAGGACUCGGAGAAGAAAGUUCUCGCCACCAAAGUCUUUGGCACUGUCAAAUGGUUCAACGUCAGAAAUGGAUAUGGAUUUAUAAACCGAAAUGACACCAAAGAAGAUGUGUUUGUACACCAGACUGCCAUCAAGAAGAAUAAUCCACGCAAGUAUCUGCGCAGUGUGGGGGAGGGAGAAAUUGUAGAGUUUGAUGUGGUUACAGGAAAAGGGGGUCCUAAAGCAACAAAUGUGACUGGCCCAGAUGGAGUUCCAGUAGAAGGGAGCCACUAUGCUGUGCGCCGUAGACCUCCCCAUAAUGCUGGUGAGAUUAGACAGAUGAAAGAUGGAGUCCUCAAGGGAACACAACUCCUGGUCCAUCAGAAUCCAACCUACCGCCCGAGGUUCCACAGGGGACCCGCUCACCCAUGCACGAGCCCAUAUCGUUCCCUACAGGUGCACAUCUUUGUGGUAAACAGUAAGGAGAAUGUCUCUGUGGUUGACAAUAUGGAGAAUGUCAUUGUGCUUAAAAAUGGGGAGGACAUUUUUGUGGAGCACACUAAGGGUGAGGAAGACAUCUUUGUAGUGGAUAUUGAAGAGGACAUCGCUGUAGUGGGCAGUGGGGAGGACUUCCCUGUGGUGGACAUUGCCAAGGAUUUCCUUCGGGUGGAAUGA
Messenger RNA from Arvicanthis niloticus (Nile rat), 840 nucleotides. Lineage: Eukaryota; Metazoa; Chordata; Mammalia; Rodentia; Muridae. The record is from RefSeq and is a predicted model, not a curated record.